GUUCUGGUAAACAUUUUAGUGUGUUUUUUCCGAAGUUUGUGGCUUAUUAAACCCCCGAAUCCGUAGCAAAUGAGGUGUUUGUGUUAUGGCUAGCUUGAACACGGAAUUCCGGAUAUAGCCGCUAAACCGGCCGGCUUGUUAGCAGCCCGGUUAGCUAAACCGCUAGAGGGGCUAACGUAAUAGAACAGAGCAGCUGACGCUAAUCACCGUCAUUUACUGUUGUGUUUAAACGCCUCACAACUUUAACACAUCAUUUAAUCUCAAACCCUGUAGAAAUCUGCUAAUCAUCAUUGAAACAGUGUGUUAAAUCUCGGAAACAUCAUGCAGGAAACCCUGUGACCAGCAGCAGCAAAGUUGUUCAGUCUUCCAGGUGCAAACAUUCGGGAAUGUGGAUGAGCAUGUUUGCACGUUUUGCCCUGCCUGUGCUGCAAAGGAACAUCUCUUCACUAACCUACAAGGCCCUGAGGGCUUGUUGUAGAAUUGAGAUGACUGCCACUGCCCCAUCCUCUAUCAUGCCUUCAUUGCAUAUCCGUGGACAUCAGACACUCGGUUCUGCUUCCCUCCCAUUGGCUCGUCACUCAGUGAGGCACGCUCGGGCUCUGGAUGAGGAGAGGCUGUUGGAGGUGGAGUGGGAGGAUGGAGGCCAAAGUCUGUAUCCGUUCACCUGGCUGAGAGACAACUGCCAGUGUCCACUGUGCACGCUGAAGUCUGCGCAAGCCCGUUUGCUUCUGCUAGCUGAUCUUGAUAUUCAUACAGGAGUGGAUGUUGUGGAAGUCUCCAAUGACAACAAGGUUUCAGUCGUGUGGCCUGACCAGCACAUCAGUGUGUUUGAUGCAGAGUGGCUGAAAAAACGCUGUUUCUCCACCGCUGCCAGACAAGCAAUGCAAGAGGAGCUUUUCCUCAACAAGCGCUAUUAUUGGGACGCCAAACUGCGUAUUCCCACAGCCAAUUACCAGGAAGUGCUCCAUGACGAUAAGGCAGCACUCGCUUGGCUUCUGGCCCUGCGGCGGGUUGGCGUGGUCUACCUGAAGGGGGCUCCCGCCGAGAGAGGCCACGUGGCCAGACUCGCAGAGAGGAUUGGCUAUCUCAGGCUGACAUUUUAUGGGCAUACAUGGCAGGUCCAGGACAAACCCAUGGCCAACAAUGUGGCCUACACGUCCGGGAAGCUCAGCCUGCACACCGACUACCCCGCUUUACACUUCCCACCUGGAGUGCAAUUUCUGCAUUGCAUCAACCAGGCUGUGAAGGGAGGAGAGAGUGAGGUGGUGGACGGCUUCCACGUGGCCGAGCAGCUGCAGAGAGAAGACCCAGAGGCGUUCAGAACGCUCACCUCGCUGUACGUGGACUUCACCGACACCGGAACAGACUACUGUGACUUCAUGCUGCAGUCCAAGAACCGCAUCAUUGAUGUGGAUUCUGAGGGCCGAGUCACCAGGAUAAAUUACAACAACGCCACCAGAGAUGCGGUUCUGGACCUCCCCCUGCACCAGGUCCAGUGCUUCUACAGAGCUCUGAAGGUCUUUGUGGACAUCAUGAACAGACCAGAGAACGGGGUUCACUAUACAAUGGAGCCAGGUGACAUCGUGACCUUUGACAACUGGCGUCUGUUGCACGGAAGGAGGCGCUACGUCAGCCGACCAGACAGACUGCGCCACCUUGAAGGAGCCUACCUGGACUGGGAUGAAGUCAUGUCUCGUCUCCGGGUUCUUCGCAGGACUGUCCAGGACGACGUGUGAGCCGCGUGUCUGAGCGGCUAGCCUUACAGCCUCUGACGUGGCAUCUUAGUCUUAAAACGCUGAAACACACCGACGUACCAGACGGCAGGUCACUGUCGUUUACAUUUAGCAUCUCACAAUGUAAAUAACCCCAAAUUAUAUUUUUGAUAAUACACAGAAUGAUUUAUGGUUUAUUGGUACAAAUCCGAGGUUUAACAUGCAACAAAACAAUGCAAAGAUUAAAAAAGAAAAAAAAACAACCAUGUUUUGAAAAUUUAAAGCGUUUUUUCCAAUUAUAAACCUAAAUAAAGUUCUAUUUAAAACAUCCUCAUAGGCACUCCACCAUGUUCUCCAUUUAUUCUCCGUGGUGAUUUGUGCUCUGAGGACGUGGACAGCCUUACGUUUUCAUGUUAGGGUUGGGCUAAGCACUGGAGGAUGAAAUGUCACUGUCCAGCUUUUUACAUUCAUCAGACCCUGUCGGCAUUUCUGAACCCAUGAAUUCUAUAAAUACAUUCGGCGGUUGGUACUUUUUAAAGUUAUUUAGUCUACCAGUGACACUACAUCAGUGUGCUCUAAAGAGCACAUGAAGCUCUGACAGACCCUUUCUCCUCUACCUGCUACAGAACCACUACCUCCGGUUGAUCCCAUGUUCUUGACCUGCCUUGUUUUGUUUAGCCUUCAGCAGCAUAUCUGUCAGCGCCCCGGCUCGUUCACAUCAGUCCAAACUGAUGGUUUUGGUUUUUAUCUGCAAGUGUUGAGACACGGGAAUGAGUUGUUUUACCAGAAACAAACAUGUAAAAAGUGUUCUUUACGGUGUACCACAGAAAUCUACCAGCAUGCAAUGCCUCUUAAAAGGUUUUGGCAUCUUGAAAUAGCUGAACGAGGCUGAAGCAUUAAACUGCUGAAACAAG
Molecule: messenger RNA, 2626 nt
Organism: Nothobranchius furzeri (turquoise killifish)
Lineage: Eukaryota; Metazoa; Chordata; Actinopteri; Cyprinodontiformes; Nothobranchiidae
Gene: bbox1
Product: butyrobetaine (gamma), 2-oxoglutarate dioxygenase (gamma-butyrobetaine hydroxylase) 1
Biological process (GO): carnitine biosynthetic process
Cellular component (GO): mitochondrion
Molecular function (GO): gamma-butyrobetaine dioxygenase activity; iron ion binding
Source: RefSeq, a predicted model, not a curated record